This is a messenger RNA of Meloidogyne enterolobii, 337 nucleotides long. Lineage: Eukaryota; Metazoa; Nematoda; Chromadorea; Rhabditida; Meloidogynidae. The record is from the annotation of a GenBank genome assembly.
UUUUUGUACUUACACUUAACAUUUUCUCGAUCCGAAGCUUUAAAAUAAUAAACAAUUGCAGGCGAAAGAGGAAUAGAGGGCCCUAUUCAUCCAGAGUUACCAUACACAAGCACAAUAAUGGUCAAUGGCGAAAGAGUCCAACCACUCCCAGCAUGCCCAUAAUUAUGCCCAAUUAUUUUUAUUUUACCCUUAUAAUUUUUCUUUUCAAUUUCCAUUCGAGGGGGUCCAUGCCGACAAGGGCGAUAACCUACAAUUUUAUCUCCAAGAUUGGAAUUGUUUAAUUUUGGAGGAAUUAAAUAUCUUGUCUCCAUCACAGGUGACUAAGAAAUUAUUUUAA